Pogoniulus pusillus (Red-fronted tinkerbird) is the source of this 471-nucleotide messenger RNA. RefSeq names its product claw keratin-like. Bases 1 to 471 code for a protein of 156 amino acids. Lineage: Eukaryota; Metazoa; Chordata; Aves; Piciformes; Lybiidae. Gene Ontology annotation, molecular function: structural constituent of cytoskeleton. The record is from RefSeq and is a predicted model, not a curated record. Gene Ontology annotation, cellular component: intermediate filament. The transcript has a single exon.
AUGUCCUGCUACUCCAGCCCCCGCUGCCUGCCCCCCUGCGAGGUGUCCUGCCCGCAGCCCUGUGCCUACAGCACCAGCCUGGGGCCCAGCAUUGCCUCCUGCGGGGACUCCACCGCUGUGGUUUAUGGCCCCCCAGUCUGCAUCAAAUUCCCAGGCCCCUUUGUUGCCAACUGCCCUCAGGAAACCAUCGUGGGGGCAGCGGUGCCCAACCUCAGCAGCCUGGGCGGGGGCAGUGCCUCUAGCUCCUGGGGCACAUCGAGGAUGCUGAGCUCCUCUGGCUCUGGAGGCUACUCCAGCUCUGGAGGCUACUCUGGCUAUGGAGGCUACUCUGGCUAUGGAGGUGGCUCCUGGAGAGGAGGUUCCUGUGCCUCUGGCAUCUCCCCGGGGCUGGGAGGCUGCUACAGGAGGCUGUGCAGCAGCAGCAGCAGCAGCAGUGCUGGAUCUCGCCGAGGCAACUGUGGCUACUUCUAG